Messenger RNA from Gorilla gorilla gorilla (western lowland gorilla), 726 nucleotides. Its product is annotated as nucleophosmin-like. The record is from RefSeq and is a predicted model, not a curated record. Gene Ontology annotation, molecular function: histone binding; chromatin binding; RNA binding. NCBI's taxonomy places the organism in Eukaryota, Metazoa, Chordata, Mammalia, Primates, Hominidae. Gene Ontology annotation, cellular component: nucleoplasm; cytoplasm; ribonucleoprotein complex. Bases 1 to 726 code for a protein of 241 amino acids. Gene Ontology annotation, biological process: positive regulation of transcription by RNA polymerase II; chromatin remodeling; ribosomal large subunit biogenesis. The transcript is spliced from 2 exons.
AUGGGGAUGAGGCCCCUGAGGCCCCAGAACUGUCUUUUCAGUUGUGAACUAAAGGCCAACAAAGAUUAUCACUUUAAGGUGGAUAAUAAUGAAAAUGAGCACCAGUUACCUUUAACAACAAUCAAUUUAGGGGCUGGUGCAAUGGAUGAAUUGGACAUUGUUGAAGCAGAGGCAAUGAAUUACGAAGGCAGUCCAAUUAAAGUAAUACUGGCAACUUUGAAAAUGUCUGUACAGCCAGUGGUUUCCCUUGGGGGCUUUGAAAUAACACCACCAGUGGUCUUACAGUUGAAGUGUGGUUCAGGGCCAGUGCAUAUUAGUGGACAGCACUUAGUAGCUGUGGAGGAAAAAGCAGAGUCAGAAGAUGAAAACAAGGAGGUUGUGAAACUCUUAAGUAUAUCUGGAAAGCAGUCUGCCCCUCGCGGUGGUAGCAAGCUUCCACAGAAAAAAGUAAAACUUGCUGCUGAUGAAGAUGAUGAUGAGGAUGAUUUUGAUGAUAAGGAAACUGAAGAAAAACACCAAUCAAAUGGACAAGAAUCCUUCAAAAAACAGCAAAAAACUCCUGAAACACCAAAAGGACCUAGUUCUGUAGAAGACAUUAAAGCAAAAAUGCAAGCAAGUAUAGAAAAAGGUGGUUCUAUUCCCACAGUGGAAGCCAAGUUCAUCAGUUAUGUGAAGAAUUGCUUCCAGAUGACUGACCAGGAGGCUAUUCAAGAUCUCUGGCAGUAG